UCACAGCUUCGGAUGCAUUCGUGUUCGAUCGAGUAGUUUCGGAACAAAACACCAAUCUCUGUAAACAUGUGCUUGUUAUCACUUUUUUCAAAUUGUGUCGAUUCGUUUUCUCUUUAGCAAAUGCAAAAAUAUGCGAUGAGAAGUCGUCCAAUUUCUUUCUAGUUCAUCGUAAUAUGCAAAAUAUUCAUGGAUGAUAAUAAUUCAAUAACCCUACGAAGCGUACAGAACGGUUCAAAAUGUAUAAAAUUACACGAUGGUUCAGUUUAUCUAUUGGGAAGAAGUCGUGAUACUCAAAUAACUGAUCCGAGAUGUUCUCGAGUACAGUUGUUAGUCUCUGCCGAUGUGAAACACUCUGAAUUGGUUGUUGAACAAGUUGGUAUUAAUCCAUCAGCAAUAAACGGAAUGAAGCUCGAAAAGGGAGAAAAACGUAAAGCUGUCCAAGGCGAUAUCAUCGAAGUACUAGCAUCCGAACAUCUAUUCGAAGUUGAAUUCCCGAAUUCUUCUCGCACAGAGUCCACUAUGACUGAUAAAGUUGAGAAUGGUGGAUUACCCAUUGAGAAAACUUCGAAACCGAGUGGCACUUUGGAUCAUUUUUUGAAGAAUUCCGCCCUGAAACAAGCAGGAUGCUGGGAAAGUAUUACUCCGGAUAGUUUAUACGUGUUUACAUCAGAUGGUAUCAAAAGUAAAGAAAAGAUAGCCGCAUUCGAUUUAGAUGGCACCAUAAUAACAACAUUAUCAGGGAAUGUAUACCCAAAAGAACCGAAUGAUUGGAAAAUUGCGUAUCCUACUGUGAAAGAAAAAUUGAAAGAACUGUAUCGUGAUAAUUAUAAAAUAGUAUUCUUCACCAAUCAAGGUGGUAUCGCUAGCGGUAAACUAAAAUUAUCAGAUUUUAAGCAAAAGGUCGAAACGAUUGUAAGAAAAAUCAGUUUACCGGUACAAGUUUUCGUCUCCGGUAGAGACGACAUUUAUCGAAAACCUCGUCCAGGAAUGUGGAAUUGCUUAGUGACGAAUAAAAAUGAUAAUAUUCCUGUAAAUUAUGAAGAAUCGUUCUUUUGUGGCGACGCUGCCGGAAGACAGGCACAUUGCGAACCGAAUAAAAAAAAGAAAGAUUUUUCGUCUUCGGAUCGUUUAUUCGCUAUAAACUUGAACUUGAAAUUUUACACACCGGAGGAAUAUUUUUUGGGAUGGAAACCAGCGCCGUAUAAGUUACCGGACUUUUAUGCGAAGAAUUUGAAAAAUACUUCUUUACUCGAACCAAAAAAUGCUAAAUUGAUCGAUGAUUCCACCGAAAUAAUAGUCAUGAUCGGAUGUCCAGGCUCGGGCAAAACGUUCUUCUCUAAAACUCACCUAGUAUCUGCAGGAUACAUCUACGUGAAUCGAGAUACCUUGAAAACUUGGCAAAAAUGUGUCAAGUUGACCGAACAUAGUGUUGGCAAUGAUAGAUCGGUUGUUGUAGACAAUACUAAUCCUGAUAAAGAAUCUAGAGCUAGGUAUAUCAACGUAGGAAAAGAUUUCAAUGUUCCUGUUAGAGCUUUUUGGAUGAAUGUUUCGUUGGAUCAUGUUAAACAUAAUAACGCAUUCCGCAAGAUUACUGAUACUAGUCACGAAAUCAUUCCUAAUUACUCGUUGAAUCAUUUUUCAAUCGAACCGCCGGACUUGAGUGAAGGAUUUAGUGAAAUAGUUCGAGUUAAUUUUAUACCGAAAUUUAAGAAUGACGAAGAAGAGAAACUGUAUUACACUUAUUUAUUAGACUAACGUUGACGAGCUUCGUGCUUUGGUUUUGAAAAAUGACAGAUGUAUUUCUCGUGAUAUCCGUUUUAUAUUUCUGGCAGAGGACUUUUGUAUUUUUCCUUCAAUUCUUCAUUAUAUUUUCGUAUGAA
This is a messenger RNA of Planococcus citri (citrus mealybug), 1880 nucleotides long. RefSeq lists its product as uncharacterized. Gene Ontology annotation, molecular function: ATP-dependent polydeoxyribonucleotide 5'-hydroxyl-kinase activity; double-stranded DNA binding; polynucleotide 3'-phosphatase activity. Bases 187 to 1755 code for a protein of 522 amino acids. The record is from RefSeq and is a predicted model, not a curated record. The transcript is spliced from 7 exons. Gene Ontology annotation, biological process: DNA repair. Lineage: Eukaryota; Metazoa; Arthropoda; Insecta; Hemiptera; Pseudococcidae.